Messenger RNA from Oncorhynchus keta (chum salmon), 12255 nucleotides. RefSeq lists its product as uncharacterized. Gene Ontology annotation, biological process: leukocyte chemotaxis; induction of positive chemotaxis. The record is from RefSeq and is a predicted model, not a curated record. The coding region runs from base 652 to 4191 and encodes 1179 amino acids. The transcript is spliced from 10 exons. Gene Ontology annotation, molecular function: cytokine activity; CD4 receptor binding. NCBI's taxonomy places the organism in Eukaryota, Metazoa, Chordata, Actinopteri, Salmoniformes, Salmonidae.
AUGACAGAGAAGACACAGAGAGAGGGAGCUGGGAGAGGGAGCUGGGAGGAGGAUGAGGAUGAUGGUAACAGUACUCUCUCCCACUACUACCCCAAAACACAGCUUCUGAUUGGAUCAGCUUGGACUCCUAAGUUUCUCUGAGGGUAAGUGUUCUGGGCUUGUGCGUGUGACCGCUCACCCAGGAAAACUUCACUGCUGAGGACCUCUGUUUGACUACUGGAGCCGACACCACAGAGAAGAAUGGACAGAGAGGGAGGGAAGUAGAACUAACAAUCAUCUCUGAGUGUGUGGGAGACAGAAAUGCAGAGAAUCUUCAUGGAUGGAAUCUCAGACCUGUGGAUAUACAAGUGAGUGUCUGUUGAUAUCUGGAGCCCCAAACAUGAGAAGAUUGCAGUUCAACCACUCUGACGUUUCUGCUGGGGCAGACAAACACCUUUCCUACCAGGCCUGUGCUGCUACCAGGCCUGUGCUGCUACCAGGCCUGUGCUGCUGUCGAAGGCUUCUGUGAUGAUUUUGACCAGUGGUUAAACUCUGCAAAAAGGAUUACUGGGAUUCUUAAACUGUCCCCUUUUACUACAUACUACAUUUGGAAUAAUUCAACUCGCACUGGACCCAUUCCCCAGUGAGGGGAAAUCCACAACAGGCUCCACAAUGGCCACCAGACAGUUGAGACAGAAUGGUGGUGUGAGGGACGUGAUCCCAGAGGAUGGCAGUGACAGGGGAGGAAACUGUGGCAUUGCAGGGAAGUUGGCUGGAGACCGGGGCAGGACAGAGUGGAGAAGGCUAAACCUGCCCAAAAGGAGUAAGAGUUUAGACUGGAGUGGAAGGGGGGCUAGCCCUGGCGAGGGGCUCAGACCUGGGCUGCUGAGGUUUUCUGGGAACCUAGGGGGGUCCACACUUAAACGAGCAGAGAGUUUGGGGAGUAGGGGGGCAGGAGAGAGCAAUGUGUUGUCCAGGGUGAAGGCCUUUAACUCAGUUGGACCAGGGGAAGUGAUGAGCCCCGUUGGGGGGUCAGGGCAUUCCCUUGGUGAAGGGGUGUCCCCUGUGGGUCUAGCAUAUGUGGCUAUAUCUCUGGAGAGGGCCAGUGGGGGCCAGUCCCUCCCCACCAGACUGAGUUCUAGUCCUGGUCCUGGGUCUGGAACCAGAAAACCAGCCGGUGGAUCUCUUGGAUCCUCCAGGGGUCAGAGUAUCUGGGACCGGAUACAGAAGCUCUAUGGGUCUACUGGAACUGAUAAAGCUACAAACAGAGAUGUGAAGGACUCAACCAGAACCAAGCGUCUCUCAACACCGGUAGGAGACUGGUCUCUAUUGGAGAGGGAUGGGGGGGAUACAGCAGCCAAUCGCAGGAAGUCUACCACAGACUCUGUCUUUGUCUCCCCCCUCUCCUCCCCCUUUUCCUCCUCCCUCAGUGGAUUAUCCAGGGGGGAGAGGAACGGCCUACUCUCACACACACCCCUAGGAGAACAGAACACCACACACACACCCCUGGUAGAACAGAACACCACACACACUACACACACACCACAGAGACAUCAGAAUAGUGCAGUCAAGGUGUCUGGUUUGAGCCCCUCACUGUCUCCAGUGUCAGGGUGUACCACACCCACACACUCAUACAAACCCUCACACACACCCUUAGUGGAGGGGUCAUCAGUGUGCAUUAGGGACCCCUCACUAUCCCCUCCAUUAGAAGACAAACAGGAGAGAGGGGAAAAGGAGGUGACAAACACUGUGGGCAAAAAGAGUGUAAGUAGUGAAGACAGCGAAAAGGAGAGCUUCAGGGUGGGGAGCAUGGCUCAGGAAAAAGAGAAAUGGACUGAUGUCGAAGGAAAAGGACACAAGAAAAAGGAGAAGCGAGGGAGAGAUAACGCUGAAGUCUUUCUCCCCCAGCACAGACUAUCAGUGACACCCACCAGGGACUCUCAGCCUAUCACAACGUCCGGAGUAGGGGUCACCACAGGGUCAAACCCCCUCCUGACCAAUCAGCUUAAUGGGAAAACUGACACCUAUGACAGGAGCAAGACCCCUGGUAGAGGCGUGGGCAGGGAACAGAGCCUGUCAGAAGAUGUGUUUGAAGCCAACACCCCACAGAGGAUAACAUUACAGAACACAGAAAAUACCAAGUUACCUGGGAAACUGGUAGUGCCUUCUGCAGCCAGUGUGAGGAACAAGAUCCACCAGUUUGAAGCUCUGACACAGACAUCUCAGGUCCCAGUGCCCAACUACCUGAAGCCCAGACGGGCUUUCUCUGUCCCAGAGCAGCUCAGUGAGUCUGGAGAGAGGGUCAGGAAGAGUGGGUUGGAUAGACAGGUACGUGGGGUGGGGGGAGUAUGGGAGAGAGGGAGAGGAGGAAGAGAGGGAGGGAUUGUAAUUAUGGAUGGGGGGAGAGGACAAGGAGAAGGGGUAAGGAAGAGUGUGCCAGAUAAAGCACUUGGUGGAGGGAGAGGAAGUGAGGUAGUGAGAGAAGAGAGGAAGGCUCAUAGAGGGUGGGCGGUGAGGUCUAUGUCAGUGGAUGAGGUGAGGCUGGGGAGCAGGGAGAGAGGGGGAACAGGGGGAGUGGGGGAGAUGGGAGGAGUGGGGGAGACAGGGGAAGUGGGAGAGAAUGCUGUUGGCUCUGGUACGUUUUCCAACGUCAAGGGUAAACUAGACAUCCCUCUGAAUGGCAAAACCACCAGAGACACACUGAGAGACUUUUCCAUUGAUGAGCCAGACCUCCCCAAUCACACAGUCACACCCCUGGACUGGAGUAGGAGAGGCACCAACACAAAGACUACUACAGUCACUGCCAAGGAUACUUCAUCCUCCCAGCUGUCUAACUCUGUGAACAACUCCAAUGACGUUCUAGGUGGCCCUGACCAGUCUAGGAGGCCUCACAGUAGAGACUCACCUAACCUGCCAUCUCCAGUGAGCGAUGACGACAAGACACCAACCAACACCCCCCAGAACUCUCUCUUCCACCCCCAGAACACACCUCCCACCUCCCCACACCUCCCCACUACUUCCAUGCAGCCUAAACACCAACAGGGUGUAGAUUCAGGCCUGGCUGACCUAAAGAACCCUCCAUUCUCCACACACACAGCCCAGGGUAGGGUCACUACUGACCCUGCUAUCCCAGUCUCACACUCUGGCCUGGGGAGGGAUUCCAUGUCCCUUCCCCUCACCUCCUCCUCCCCCAGCAGCCUACCCCUCCUCCCCACUAUGGCUCGAUGGAACUCAGAGGAGGGGGGAUGGAGUGAUGAGGAUAUUGAUGAUGAAGGUACAGAGAAGGACGAGGACUCCACCUACGACUCAGACUCUGCUGAAUCCUCGGUGACCGUCACCAGCGCCAUGAGCCAAUCACAUCGCAGGAGCUUCUCUCUCAGUCUGGCAGAGCUGUGUAACUUCGGAGAGGUGGACUAUGAUCCCCAGUCUUCCUCUGACAGUGAGGAGUGGCCGUCCAGCCGGUCAGCCAGCCGGUCAGCCAGCCUGUCGUCUGACGUGUCGGCAUUGUCCUGUGUGUCUGUCCUGGGCAGUGAUGAGCUGAACCGCCUGCUGGACGACAUAAAGGGCCUGGGGGACACAACGCUGCAGAACUAUGAGGAUGUCCAGGUGGUGGUUCUCCAUAAGGAUGUUGGUGUGGGCCUGGGCUUCACCAUGGCAGGAGGAGUGGACCAGAACAAACCUGUCAUUGUCCAUAAGGUGUUCCCGGCAGGGGUGGCUGCUAAGGAGGGAUCCAUCCAGGAGGGAGACAAGGUCCUGUCAAUCAACGGCACAGCGCUGUGUGGCUCCUCCCACUGGGAGGUGCUGAGGACACUAAGGAGGGCACGGACUCACGGGAUGGGCGUGGUUGUCUUGAGGAGAGGGGGGGUAACAGACCCCCGUAAGGGAGGAACAGUGACUGAUAGUCCAGGAGGGACACAGACAGAGCCUGCUAACACUGGUCAGAGGGUGUGUGUGAGGCUGGAGAAGUGCAGCAGAGACCUGGGCUUCAGUCUGGAGGGAGGAGUGGGUUCCAGCCUGGGAGACAAACCCCUCACUGUACAGAAACUCUUCCUGGGUGGUCCAGUGAACCAGGUGUCUCCAGGGGACGAGGUGAUGGAGAUCGAGGGUGUGAGCUUGGUGGGCCUGAGGAGGCUGGAGGCCUGGACCUUGAUCAGAACAUUGCCCCCUGGGCCUGUGGAUGUGGUACUACACCGUCCUCACAAACCACAGUAACAGGAAUGAACAUUGAUAUGCACCCUCGAUAUGAUUAUAACAAGGCACUGAAGCAUUGUCCUCCUAUGAGGUUGAAGUGAGGGUUGCCAAUCUGAUUUUGGAUAUGUGGUUCGGGUCAACUUCUACCUCAAGUGAGAGGGAUGAUAUGUAUUGCAGCAGUCAUACGAUAAUAAAGCACUGAAGAGACCAGUAAACACUGAGGAGGGGGUCUGUCUGUGUAUAGGGUCAACCCAGGGUAUGAAGAGGGAGACAGAGAUCAAUACAAAGCACUGAAGAGACCAGUAAACACUGAGGAGAGGGUCUGUCUGUGUAUAGGGUCAACCCAGGGUAUGAAGAGGGAGACAGAGAUCAAUACAAAGCACUGAAGAGACCAGUAAACACUGAGGAGAGGGUCUGUCUGUGUAUAGGGUUAACCCAGGGUAUGGAGAGGGAGACAGAGAUCAAUACAAAGCACUGAAGAGACCAGUAAACACUGAGGAGAGGGUCUGUCUGUGUAUAGGGUCAACCCAGGGUAUGGAGAGGGAGACAGAGAUCAAUACAAAGCACUGAAGAGACCAGUAAACACUGAGGAGAGGGUCUGUCUGUGUAUAGGGUUAACCCAGGGUAUGGAGAGGGAGACAGAGAUCAAUACAAAGCACUGAAGAGACCAGUAAACACUGAGGAGAGGGUCUGUCUGUGUAUAGGGUCAACCCAGGGUAUGAAGAGGGAGACAGAGAUCAAUACAAAGCACUGAAGAGACCAGUAAACACUGAGGAGAGGGUCUGUCUGUGUAUAGGGUCAACCCAGGGUAUGAAGAGGGAGACAGAGAUCAAUACAAAGCACUGAAGAGACCAGUAAACACUGAGGAGAGGGUCUGUCUGUGUAUAGGGUCAACCCAGGGUAUGGAGAGGGAGACAGAGAUCAAUACAAAGCACUGAAGAGACCAGUAAACACUGAGGAGAGGGCCUUUCUGUGUAUAGGGUCAACCCAGGGUAUGGAGAGGGAGACAGAGAUCAAUACAAAGCACUGAAGAGACCAGUAAACACUGAGGAGAGGGUCUGUCUGUGUAUAGGGUCAACCCAGGGUAUGGAGAGGGAGACAGAGAUCAAUACAAAGCACUGAAGAGACCAGUAAACACUGAGGAGAGGGUCUGUCUGUGUAUAGGGUCAACCCAGGGUAUGGAGAGGGAGACAGAGAUCAAUACAAAGCACUGAAGAGACCAGUAAACACUGAGGAGAGGGUCUGUCUGUGUAUAGGGUCAACCCAGGGUAUGAAGAGGGAGACAGAGAUCAAUACAAAGCACUGAAGAGACCAGUAAACACUGAGGAGAGGGUCUGUCUGUGUAUAGGGUCAACCCAGGGUAUGAAGAGGGAGACAGAGAUCAAUACAAAGCACUGAAGAGACCAGUAAACACUGAGGAGAGGGUCUGUCUGUGUAUAGGGUCAACCCAGGGUAUGGAGAGGGAGACAGAGAUCAAUACAAAGCACUGAAGAGACCAGUAAACACUGAGGAGAGGGUCUGUCUGUGUAUAGGGUCAACCCAGGGUAUGAAGAGGGAGACAGAGAUCAAUACAAAGCACUGAAGAGACCAGUAAACACUGAGGAGAGGGUCUGUCUGUGUAUAGGGUCAACCCAGGGUAUGGAGAGGGAGACAGAGAUCAAUACAAAGCACUGAAGAGACCAGUAAACACUGAGGAGAGGGUCUGUCUGUGUAUAGGGUCAACCCAGGGUAUGGAGAGGGAGACAGAGAUCAAUACAAAGCACUGAAGAGACCAGUAAACACUGAGGAGAGGGUCUGUCUGUGUAUAGGGUCAACCCAGGGUAUGGAGAGGGAGACAGAGAUCAAUACAAAGCACUGAAGAGACCAGUAAACACUGAGGAGAGGGUCUGUCUGUGUAUAGGGUCAACCCAGGGUAUGGAGAGGGAGACAGAGAUCAAUACAAAGCACUGAAGAGACCAGUAAACACUGAGGAGAGGGUCUGUCUGUGUAUAGGGUCAACCCAGGGUAUGGAGAGGGAGACAGAGAUCAAUACAAAGCACUGAAGAGACCAGUAAACACUGAGGAGAGGGUCUGUCUGUGUAUAGGGUCAACCCAGGGUAUGAAGAGGGAGACAGAGAUCAAUACAAAGCACUGAAGAGACCAGUAAACACUGAGGAGAGGGUCUGUCUGUGUAUAGGGUCAACCCAGGGUAUGAAGAGGGAGACAGAGAUCAAUACAAAGCACUGAAGAGACCAGUAAACACUGAGGAGAGGGUCUGUCUGUGUAUAGGGUCAACCCAGGGUAUGAAGAGGGAGACAGAGAUCAAUACAAAGCACUGAAGAGACCAGUAAACACUGAGGAGAGGGUCUGUCUGUGUAUAGGGUCAACCCAGGGUAUGAAGAGGGAGACAGAGAUCAAUACAAAGCACUGAAGAGACCAGUAAACACUGAGGAGAGGGUCUGUCUGUGUAUAGGGUCAACCCAGGGUACUCACUCUGGAUAAGAGCGUCUGCUAAAUUACUCAAAUGUACAUUGUUUUACUUACAGGGGUGCUAGAGGAUCACAUUAUCUGGCCACCUAUGCUGCACACAAAUAUACUCUGUUCUCAGGGAUAGGUGUGUGUGUGUGUGUGUGUGUGUGUGUGUGUGUGUGUGUGUGUGUGUGUGUGUGUGUGUGUGUGUGUGUGUGUGUGUGUGUGUGUGUGUGUGUGUGUGUGUGUGUAAUGAGGCUCUUAGGUUUAGUUUAUAGGCCUAUAUGUGUUUAUGUAAUGUCUCAUGUCUCAGUGACACAUCGCGUUCAAAUUACACUGAUUAACGUCACUGAUUAACGUCACUCAUUAAUUAGUGACAGGUCAGGUCAGAAGACUCUGCUCUUGGUGGGAUGGGUUCUCAUUGGAUGGGUCUCCCUCCCUGACACCUGACCAUGUGAUAAGAUGGCAUUCGGCUAUAGCCGAUGUAAUACUAAGCGUAGCUUUUUCUGCCCCUACCAAGACAAUAAUGCCAAGUCAUUGUUUACUGCUCCCCAGUGUGACCUUUAGUGAGCUAGUGAUACUUCAUAACAUUUCAACCAAGCUGCGUUUUAUUAGUAUCUGUCUUCCCUGAGUCAUUAUCUCCUCAUUAUCGGUACUGUCUUUUUAUUAUCCUGAGGGUUUCAUCAGGGCCUGUUCAGGAGAAGUGACUUUUCAUAACGUUCAGAUAGAAAUGUCUUUUCUAGAGCAGACACAUGGGUCUGUCAUGUAGAAUACAGAGUUGUACCAGCUCUAAGCACAUAUUUUCUUCUUUAAUUUACCUGAAAUUGAAGGACAGUUCACUGCCUUCCUCAGUUGUGUUUGUACACUCUUUCAUUUUUCUCUGUGGUUUAUUAAUUACAGUAGAUUACUCAACACUAUUACAAGAGAGGUCAAUAUAACCACAUUGACCAAUCUUAUCACUCUGGUGGAGUUGUCAACACAGGCUUAAUUAAUGAUUAGUUGCCUAGUUGGCACAGGCCUACAUUAGGUUUGCCAAAAGAACCAAAGGGCAGUGUUGUACGAUUGUGAAGUUCUUUUUAAUGUACUAAUACUGAAGAAUCAGAAUACACAAAUGGGCAGGCAUGCACACGCACGCACGCACGCGCACACACACACACACACACACACACACACACACACACACACACACACACACACACACACACACACACACACACACACACACACACACACACACACACACACACACACACACACACACACACACACACACACACACACGGCACCUUAGGAGAUCAUGUUGUUAAAGAUGCUAACCCCCCGGAAGGUCACAUGGUCCUUAUCUAAUUCCCUGUGGUAUCUUUAGGGUCAGGUGGGGCUGUAAACACAACAUACAGAUAUUAUACACCACUCUUACACAACGCUCACUCAAUAUUCAACUGCAUGAUACUCAAUACAAAGACUAGAGAAACAAGGGAAGACAGUCAGAGAUGUGUUGUAAUACUUCAUUUUCAGCCCAGAUAAGUAGAUCUGGGUUAAAACUAUAAUUAUAUUUAUAUCGGAACAAAACAGCUCAAAGGAUAUGCCUAGCUAGUUACCUUGGGAGCUAGGUAGCUAGUUAACUUGGUAGCUAGUUACCUUGGGAGCUAGGUAGCUAGUUACCUUGGGAGCUAGGUAGCUAGUUACAUUGGGAGCUAGGUAGCUAGUUAACUUGGUAGCUAGUUAGCUUGGUAGCUAGGUAGCUUGGUAGCUUUCAAGAUAGCAAUAUAUAUCUGGGAUCCAACUUUUUUCUCAAAUGACUUAGCUGGCUAAUUGACUUCCUCAAGCAUGGUAAGACAAAGGAGCUCAAAUGUUUAAUCACACCAAAAACACAGCAGAUACUGUUUGUUUAGAAGGAGGAUGACAUUUAACUAGGAUUUAAAACUAGGUUUUGUGCAGUUUAGAGUUCAUGGUUAUGGAGGCCAAAGUCUGAUUGACGAGAUCAGAUCCGAUACUUUAGUUAAUGGACAGUCAGCCGUGUGUGUGUGUGUGUGUGUGUGUGUGUGUGUGUGUGUGUGUGUGUGUGUGUGUGUGUGUGUGUGUGUGUGUGUGGUUGACGUGGAUGUGAUGAGGGGACAGGUCGGACACUGAUAAAGACCGUAACUAGCUAGUAAAGGAGUGCACGGGGAAAGAUGAAGACGGACAUUAGACCACAGACAGGUGAAGAUGACAGCUGUUAUUGACUGAAUGACACUUUUUAUUUUUGCCUUUGACAGUGUGUGAAUACCACUUUGACUACAAGAUUCUGCAGAAACCAGUAGAUCUGCACAGAGCAACAUACACAUAAUCUGUAGGCUGGCCAGGUGUAAGCUACAGGUUUAGGCACAGAUGCAUAUAGAUGGGAUAGGUCCAGGCUAACAAACAGGUAUUGGGGAUGAAGGAGAGCGGGCAGGUACCAGGUACCUGACGAACCCCUUGGCUCGGGAGUGUUUGGGAGAGCUGAUGGGAACAUUUGUUCUGCUGAUGAAAUCUCGUGUCUUGUGACGGCCGGCCGCCCAACAACCUGCCCGCUUGACCCAAUCCCCUCCUCUCUUCUCCAGACCAUUUCCGGAGACCUUCUCCCUUACCUCACCUCGCUCAUCAACUCAUCCCUGACCGCUGGCUACGUCCCUUCCGUCCUCAAGAGAGCGAGAGUUGCACCCCUUCUGAAAAAACCUACACUCGAUCCCUCCGAUGUCAACAACUACAGACCAGUAUCCCUUCUUUCUUUUCUCUCCAAAACUCUUGAACGUGCCGUCCUUGGCCAGCUCUACCGCUAUCUCUCUCAGAAUGACCUUCUUGAUCCAAAUCAGUCAGGUUUCAAGACUAGUCAUUCAACUGAGACUGCUCUUCUCUGCAUCACGGAGGCGCUCCGCACUGCUAAAGCUAACUCUCUCUCCUCUGCUCUCAUCCUUCUAGACCUAUCGGCUGCCUUCGAUACUGUGAACCAUCAGAUCCUCCUCUCCACCCUCUCCGAGUUGGGCAUCUCCGGCGCGGCCCACGCUUGGAUUGCGUCCUACCUGACAGGUCGCUCCUACCAGGUGGCGUGGCGAGAAUCUGUCUCCUCACCACGCGCUCUCACCACUGGUGUCCCCCAGGGCUCUGUUCUAGGCCCUCUCCUAUUCUCGCUAUACACCAAGUCACUUGGCUCUGUCAUAACCUCACAUGGUCUCUCCUAUCAUUGCUAUGCAGACGACACACAAUUAAUCUUCUCCUUUCCCCCUUCUGAUGACCAGGUGGCGAAUCGCAUCUCUGCAUGUCUGGCAGACAUAUCAGUGUGGAUGACGGAUCACCACCUCAAGCUGAACCUCGGCAAGGGGAUCGGCAUGUCGAUGUCGUCCAAUUGCAGCGGAGCGAUAAACCCUGCCCUUGACCUGGGGCCACGCCUCUUGACACUGACCGCCGGCUGGGGCACUGAGGUGUUCACGUAGGUCUAACACACAAACACCUUUUGACCUGAGUCUGCAGGUGUGCAACAUGUCAGGUAUUACAGGAAGUGGUCAGUAGGUCAGUUAAGUGCACGGGAGAGAAGAGUGAACCAUAUGAAAGGAGUGGCAUACUGCUGGACUAGAGGUAGAUCUGGUUUGUGUGUUUGUGUGUUUGUGAAUGUGUUGGUGCCAAGUGUGCCACACACAGGAGGCUGCUGAGGGGAGGAAUGGGAUGAUGUUGAAUCAACGUGAAAAACUGAUUGGAUUUGCAAAAACUCGUCAAUAUAACGGCAUUUCUUCUUAUUUUCACCCAACUUUUCACCUAAUUCCAAUGUUGUUGAUUUCAUGUUGAAUUCACAUUAGUUGACAACCCAACCAAAUGUCAAUCAAAACUAGAUGUUGAAUGGACUGCUUUGCCCAGUGGGGAGACAUUUCUCUGGCUGUUUCCUAUAGGAGAAAGGACAUGCUAACAGACUGAUGGGAGAACAUUUGUCCAAGCCUCCUCUCCUGACAUUUUGUUCUAUUGACAUGAUACUGCUGAUUGAGGAUCAGGUGUAUAUAUUAGUAGUGAGCUUCAAAAACAGAGUCAGAGGUAAAAGGAGAAGUUGAUACUAUGAUUAGAGCCAGGCGUUCUGGUUGUUUUUUGAGGGUUUUAUCUUUGACAGGUAUUUACAACAUUAUCCACUGGGUUUGCUGCAGGCAGAAAAUCCAAGGAAACGCUCUUUAAUUGAAACAAGCUGUCUCCAAUCAAUAAUUCAUUGUUUGGUUGUGAGUGAGUGUUUCGGGGAGGUGUAGCUCAAGUCAGGGGAGGCGUAGCUCAUGUCAGGGGAGGCGUAGCUCAAGUCAGGGGAGGCGUAGCUCAAGUCAGGGGAGGCGUAGCUCAUGUCAGGGGAGGCGUAGCUCAAGUCAGGGGAGGCGUGGCUCAAGUCAGGGGAGGUGUAGCUCAAGUCAGGGGAGGCGUAGCUCAAGUCAGGGGAGGCGUAGCUCAUGUCAGGGGAGGCGUAGCUCAAGUCAGGGGAGGCGUAGCUCAAGUCAGGGGAGGCGUAGCUCAAGUCAGGGGAGGCGUAGCUCAUGUCAGGGGAGGCGUAGCUCAUGUCAGGGGAGGCGUAGCUCAAGUCAGGGGAGGCGUAGCUCAAGUCAGGGGAGGCGUAGCUCAAGUCAGGGGAGGCGUAGCUCAAGUCAGGGGAGGCGUAGCUCUAUGAAAGUAAUUGCACAAAGCCUAUUAUUUGGCAGAGAAUGCUAUUUGUAUACUGAUCAAAAGCAUAAACGCAACAAAGUGUUGGUCCCAUGUUUCAUGAGCUGAAAUAAAAGAUUUCAGAAAUGUUCCAUACAAAAAAAAGCUUAUUUCCCUCAUUUUGUGCACAAAUUUGUGUACAUACCUGUUAGUGAGCAUUUCUCUUUUGCCAAGACAAUUCAUCCACCUGACAGGUGUGGCAUCUCAAGAAGCGGAUUAAACCGCAUGAACAUUACACAGGUGUACCUUGUGCUGGGGACAAAAGGCCACUCUAAAAUGUGCAGUUUUGUCACACAACACAACGCCACAGAUGUCUCAAGUGUUGAGGGAGUGUGUAAUUGGCAUGUUGACUGCAGUAAUAUCCACCAGAGUUGUUGCCAGAUAAUUGAAUGUUCAUUUCUUUACCGUAAGCCACCUCCAGCGUCGUUUUUGAGAAUUUGGCAGAACGUCCGACCAGCCUCAUAACCGCAGACCGUGUAUAACCUUCUUCACCGGCAGGAUUGAGACCAGCCACUUGGACAACUGAUGAAACUGAAUAUUUCUGUCUUUUGUGAGGAAAAACUCAUUCUGAUUGGCUGGGCCUUGCUCCCCAGUGGGUGGGCCUAUGCCCUCCCAGGCCCAGCCAUGGCUGCGCUCCUGAGCAGUCAUGUGAAACCCAUAGAUUGGAGCUUAAUACAUUUAUUUCAAUUGACUGAUUUCCUUAUAUGAACUAUAACUUAUUCAAAUCGUUGCAUGUUGCGUUUAUAUUUUUCAAUAAAGAUCAGUGAUUAUACACCUCACUUUGCUCAAGCUGAUUCUCUCCAAGACUCAAUCCCUGAUCAUUGGAGGUUGUAAAAUGGUGCAGUUAGGACAGUUAGGACAGUUCAAGGGGAGAAGAGAUGAAUCCAACCAGAAAAAAAACUCUAAAUCACAAUAUCGCUUGAAAAAAAGAACACCAAUGAAAACAUUUCUGAAAAA